Crotalus tigris (Tiger rattlesnake) is the source of this 2656-nucleotide messenger RNA. It is a transcript of the gene CUNH8orf88, whose product is annotated as chromosome unknown C8orf88 homolog. Bases 926 to 1324 code for a protein of 132 amino acids. The transcript is spliced from 6 exons. The record is from RefSeq and is a predicted model, not a curated record. Lineage: Eukaryota; Metazoa; Chordata; Lepidosauria; Squamata; Viperidae.
AGCAAAUAAUCAAACAAUAAAAGACAUGACUACUAUGAAACUUGAACAAUAGAAAACAUUGAUUCUGGAUAACAUUUCACAAGUGGCAAGUUUGUAAGUUACAUUACUGUUUCCCAGCUGGAUUUGUAUCUUUCUUAAAACUUGCCACUGUAUUCAAGGAUUUUUUAGAAUAUGCUGCUGUUUAGUGCUAAAAAGAGAAGUCUUCAUUUACUAAAAGAAAAGAUCUUGGAUAAAAAGUAAAAAUAAUGUUUUCCUUAAGUUAGAAAAGAGGCCUCCACUGCCAUAUUAAAAGGGCUAAUAUUAUCUUUUUUUAAAGUUAAUAAUGAAACCUAAACUUUGAGGCAGCAGAAUUAACUUGUUUAAAGAACGUGCAAUUUAACCUGAGAUCUCUAUGCUUUUAGAUUUUACUAAACGUAUGCCAAAUUAUUCAACUGUUAGCCUUUUAACUAUUUUUACAUUCCCCUUUCUGCGCUUUCAAACUGCAGUAAGAAACCUAAGAUUCUUGGAAAUAAAUGAAUAUAAGCGAGCGAAGGCAAGAAACUGGAGGAGCCUUCCAGUUCUCAACAGGUGAGCGCCUGCAAACAAACGCCAAACAAACGUCCAAAGUCAGAGAGCCAGCUCCAAAGUCAACUUUGGAUUGAGAGAGAGAGAGAGAGAGAGAGAGAGAGACUGUGGUCGAUAGUGAUAAUGAUGACGACAACGACGAGGAUGGAUAGUAACGGCUGCCGCCAGGCUCCCUGCGCGCGCCUUUAGAAUACUGGCAGCUGCCGAGGAGGCGGUUAGCUGUUUCUCCGCCAUAAACGUUCGGGCCGUCACUUAGCCGGGCUGUCCCGUCCGGUUCCCUCUCGAGACCGCUCUAGCGCUCGCGGGAACGGUCGGCGCUACUCCUGCUCCCGGGCAUGGCAUCUCCCAAGUAUUUUAACAAAUGGAAACUAAGAGAUUGAUUGGUAAGCACCUCCAGCCAGCAAGAUCUCUGUGCCUCUCUUCUCGUGCAACCUUAGCCACAGUAUCAACAGACUCUGGAAGCUUUCAGGCUGACUUUCCGUGCAGUGCGUCUGUCUUUUUACAUAAUGAAAUUAGUUCAAUAUGUAAAUCUAAUGGAAUGCUGGUUUUAAAUGACAAUAUGAUUCCUAGUCUGUCAGUACAGCAUAAAAAUGAAGUCACAAAAGAAAGAAUAACUUAUAGCAGAGAUUUCCUUCUGAAACUUUCAGGGGUUUCACUUGCCCAAAAGAAGCCAGAAUUUCUUCCUGAUCAUCCUAUUGUACUGGAAAAGCCGAAAAAUUAUUGUUUAUUACCUGCUACAAGCAAUGAUAGAUCUUUCUGAAGAUAAAGAAUGCGUCUCUUUUCACCAUUUAAAAAAAAUUAAGGAAAAGUGAUCUGUAAUAUCAAUAGACUGAAUUCAGAUGUAUCUUUUACAGUUGGUGUAAUCAUCAGUAAAGCUAUAUUCAAGCAAAAAUGUAUGUGAAUCAACUUCAACUGUUGUCUGAUUCUGAAUUAGUAUUAUAUUAAAUUUUUUGUAGUGAUAGAUAAAGGAAACAAUUGCUAAAGUGAAGUAGGAUCAUUAUCACUUAUCAAAUAAGUUGCAGUAGAUUUUACAUCCUAAUAAGUGUGAGGCUUAUUCCUUAUCAUUUAUUAUAGCAAAAUGCCAAGUGUUAGGAACAUGCCAUAUGUUUAACUGCUAUAAACUGCUCAUGUUUAGUGGCUAUUUGCAUUUUGACUAGAUGCCAACUCAUAUCAUAAACUAAACUGAGUUGGGGAACAUGGACACACACAUAACUUCUGUUUCCAUGCACCAAUCUGCUUGCUAGAUUGUAGAAUCUUUUAACAUCAAUAUGUACAAAAAAUGGUAUAAACACAUGGAAUCUUUGAGGAUCUUCAAGACAAACAUUUAAGUGGUAAGUAGCAAAACACAGCCAUCAAAGAUGUGGAUUAUCCCAUAUCCUUAUGUCCCAACUUAAUUAGUUGCAUAGAGGCAAUGCUUGUAUGGGACUGUUUUUAUAUUACAAAUCUUUGUAUUUGUCUUUUUGUCAAAUGUUUAAAACUUUCAAUUCAGUUAUUAGGGUUUAGGUGUUACCUCAUUUUUGAAAGUAUUUUUAAAAUAUUUUAAGUUAUUGUGUUAGCUGUUAAUAAUUUGAUCUCUACAUCUGACAUUUCCCCCUCCCUUUCCCAGAUUUUGCUGUACUCGUUUUUCCACAUUUUUUUCUAGCAUUUUCCCACAACUGCAGAGUCUACUUUUUUUCAAAUCAACCAAGUGUUGAUCUAUUUGGUUGUGAUAGGAAUUGAUCAAUUGAUUUGCCACCAGAGCCUGAUAUCAUGGGUUGACAGAGAGUAACUGGAUCAAAGUCACCCAGCCAGCUUUCAUGUUUAAGGCCGCACUAGAACUCACAGUCUUCUCGUUUCUAGCUGAUGCUUACGUUUUGGAACUACUAGAUCAAACUGGGUUUCACUUUCUUUUCUACAUGAUAGCAUCUAAAUAGUUAACAAGAUUUUGAAUUCAAAGAUACAUCUAGUCCUCUAGUACAAUGGUCCUCCUAACCUAGAGGUAGGCAACCCAAAACACUCAAAGAGCCACUUGGACCCGUUUCCCACUAAAAAUAAAACACCGGGAGCCGCAAAACCCUUUUGAUAUCUAAAAUGAAGAUAACACUGCAUAUAU